Peronospora matthiolae is the source of this 2190-nucleotide messenger RNA. The record is from the annotation of a GenBank genome assembly. Lineage: Eukaryota; Oomycota; Peronosporomycetes; Peronosporales; Peronosporaceae.
AUGGACCUGAGCAACUCCGUGUCAGCGUAUGAGGAAGCUAGCUACAAGCCUUCGUCGAACAGCCGGCACGUCGUGCUCUGUGGUGAUCUCACUGCUUCGCGCAUCUGUCACUUCUUUCAUGAGAUCUUUCACAACGACCACGAUUUCGCUGGCAUUCACGCAGUUGUACUAAGUGAGGACCCUCCAGCCACGUCGCUUAAAGCGCUGCUUUUGGACCCAUUCUUUGCGAAGCGCGUGUGGUUUCUUCAGGGAUCGCUGCUUGAUAUUGACGAUGCGAAGCGUGCGGCGUGUGACUCUGCAGACGCCAUUUUCAUUUUGACGAACCGUGUGGGUGACGAAAAAGUUUCUGUCAGCGAUCACCGUACUUUGAUGCGUGUGCUUGCGGCUAAACGCCAGGCCCCGAAGGUGCACAUUUUUGCACAGCUUCAUCGAUCCGUUCACUGUCAGUUGGUCCGUGACAUGGGUGUUCAGAACGUGUUAUGCCUCUCAGAAGUUGUGAUGUCUUUGCUUGGUCAAAACUGUAUAUGUCCUGGAUUUUCGACCUUCAUGUAUAGCCUCACGUCGACCUCGAGUUUUGAUGGCGACAACAAUGAUGGUAUUCGAAGCGAUGCCAAGCGUGCGAACCGUUCUACAGCUAUUAACAACGGCGAGGGUUCUUGGGCCGACCGAUACUUGCUCGGAGCGAGCCACGAAGUUUAUGUGGUGGAAUUGCCACCGGCAUCUGUGAUUGCAGGAAAAACCUUUUCCGAAUUGGCUUCUCUCGCUUAUUCCCAUUGCAGUGGAAUCAUUGUUUUUGCCAUCGCAGGAGACCACAAAGGCAAAGUGGUUCUUAACCCGGGCGAUUCGUACGCUUGCGUGGGCGGCGAGACGGCUUACGUGAUUGCUCAGACCCAGGCCAAUGCCAGCGCACUAACAGAACUAUCGCCAAAUGUGUCGAUGCCGCUGGCAUGGCGAGAAAUGCAAGUUUCGUCUUCUUCGUCAUUUACACGCAGCAUAACUGGUGGUAGUGAUGGUCACGAUGCCGACGCUUUUGUCAAACGGCACGAAGCGCGUUUUGUGCACUGGCAGGUCGGAGACGAUGAAAAACUCGAGCCUGAAGAGGACACUGAAGAGCAGGAAGCAAAGGUUGAGACGCCUCAUCUUGCCACGAAUUACUCGAAGUGCGCGAAAGACGCUGCUAUCGAUGACAUAAAGGAGCUUAGAUUAGAAGUUGCUCCCAUCGUGAUCUGUAUGAUCACAGCAUCAGCUUUUGUCAAUGACCUAGAGCAUCUCCUUGGACCUCUCCGCACUCGCUCUUUGAAACAGUACCAUCCGGUGGUGAUCCUGACAGCGAAGCUCCCCGCUGACGAUAUUUACGAUGGUUUCCGCCACUUCUCUGAUGUCCAUUUCGUCGUCGGUGACCCAUAUCGACACCAAACCUUGUACAGGGCAGGCGUUUUGGAUGCUCAUCGCGUGUUAAUUCUAAGUACCUCCACGUCUACGUCAGACAAUGGCUCUGAAUUGCUUCAGGAUGCGGAAUCUAUCGCGUUCCACAAGUUUAUUACAAGCUUUAUCGGUGUGAAGAAGGCGCCGCGCGUUAUUACAGAGGUGGGGAAUCGCGCUAGUGUGCAUUUCAUAGCGCAGAACUUGUUGGCGAACGGCUGGUUUCCUGGUCCGGACGGUGAGAAUGAGCUUACGGUUUUUUCCUCGACGGAGACAUUCUCGCGCAAUUUUUUCCUCUCGCCAGCAUUUACGUCUGGCCUGACAUAUAGCACAUCGCUGUGUGACAGUCUGCUGAUCAACCAGUUUUUCAACAGGCAGAUCAAAAAGAUCUUGGGCGAGUUUAUGUUCACAUCCCGAGCGAGCGACGCCUGGGCCGCUUUGCGUGGAGACAAGUCGAAAACAGGGACCCAGCGCAGCUCUCUCUUCGCUGUGGAAGUACCGCUAGACUUUGUCGGUCGCUCGUUUGAGUUUGCCUUUCAUUACCUGCUGUCAUCGGAUGACAUCUUGGUGAUUGGACUUUAUCGCUGCCAUGCGUACAUGGACGCUACGACUGAGCGAGAGCCCAAGGCACGUGUUGAAGUACCUGAGAGAGACCGCAGUGUGCCUUUUGGCUAUGUGUACGUGAACCCGCAGCCCUUUGAAGUCAUCUCGGGCAACGAUUUGCUUUACGUUCUAUCAGACAAGCAGCCCUGCUGGGCCGACAUAUAA